Messenger RNA from Rosa rugosa (rugosa rose), 6650 nucleotides. Its product is annotated as disease resistance protein At4g27190-like. Bases 581 to 5683 code for a protein of 1700 amino acids. The transcript is spliced from 10 exons. The record is from RefSeq and is a predicted model, not a curated record. Gene Ontology annotation, molecular function: ADP binding. NCBI's taxonomy places the organism in Eukaryota, Viridiplantae, Streptophyta, Magnoliopsida, Rosales, Rosaceae.
UCAUUCACAAUCUGAGUAUACUCUCAUACUUUCCCGUAUCUCCAUGAAUACUACAAAUACACAUGAACUAAAAUAAUUUCUCAGAUACAAAAUGCAGUGCACUGGCUUUCUCUAUGGCAUCGUAGCUAAAGGUCGGAGGAAUUGCAACUUACAAGAGCUGGUUGCUGAGUUGUCUAGCUAGUCGAGCCUUUGUUCUUGAUCUAAGCUAAAGCCCAAGAAAACAGCUCCCAUGCUGAAAGAGCGUUACGCUGAUUGAUUUCAUGUAUCCUGCUGAUUCCGGUCAACAACAGUUCAAAGGUGAAAGAAGAGUCCUAAUCUUGUUUACGAUCAAGGUAGUUUAAGUUCUUAACAAUUCAAUUGGAAGAAGAUGUCCUAAAUUCAUAAUUCCACCCGAUAUAAAAUUCACAAGUCAUAUAUAAGCCAAAGAGAUAAGGUAAAUUGUCCCCAUACUCUGUUCCAAGCUAAGGAAUUUGAAGAGUAUCCUCUGUCCUUAGAAGUUUGAAAAGUGGAUAUCUAAGUACUUUAUUCUCUCUUUUUGUGCGAAGUACUUCAUUCUCUCUUGAGAGACAAAGUAACAAUCAUGGCGUUUCUUAUUGAUAUUGGUACCGGAAUUGUUGGAAAAAUUGUGGAGUUAACUGUUGCACCAAUUGGACGCCAAGUGGGUUAUCUAAUCUACUGCAAUGAUAAUGUCAAAAAACUAAAGAAGCAAUUGAAAAACUUGGUUGAUGCGAGUCAGAGUGUGGAGCACAAGGUCAGUGAAGAAAAGAGAAACAUAGGAGAAGUUGAAGCCGAAGUCAACACAUGGCUGACAGAUGUCCAAAAGAUCACAGAAGAGGCAAACGAGAUCUUGAAAGAAGGACAUAAAGAAAAGAUGAAGUGUCUUUAUGGAUUAUGUCCUAAUUUAGUGCUUCGUCACCAGUUAAGUCGAAAAUCAACAAAAUUAGUUCACGACAUUGCUGAACUCUAUGGAAAAAGGGAUUUUAACACUUUUGCACAUGCUACCACCCCACAUGAUGUACCCACUACAGAUUAUGAGGCCUUCGCUUCAAGAACUUUAGUGGUGAACCAAAUAAUGGAUGUGUUGAGAAAACGUCCUGAUAUCAACAUGAUAGGAGUGUACGGGCUUGGUGGUGUGGGAAAGACCACACUCGUCAAAGAAAUUUAUCGGCAAGCUACAGGAGACAAAACAUUAUUUGAUGAUGUGGCUAUGAUACUGGAUGUAAAACAAAAUCCAAGCAUCGAAAGAAUUCAAAAAGAAAUAGCUGAGAAGCUAGGUCUUGGCCUUCCUGAAAGUGAGACUACUAUUGGAAGAGCACGUCGUCUAUUUAGCCGGAUAAAAGACCAAAAGACUCUUGUAAUAUUAGAUGAUGUGUGUAAAAAAAUUAAUUUGGAGGAUGUGGGACUUUCUGGUGUGGCGACUUGUAAAGUAUUGCUGACAUCAAGAAUGCAAAAAGUAUUAUCUAGUGAGAUGCAUACACAAAAAGUGUUUCCGCUUGAUCUUUUAGGGGAAGAAGAAGCUUGGAAUUUGUUCGAGAAGAAGGCAGGUGAUGUUGUUAAACAUCCUGCCAUAAAAAAAAAAGCAACCAAAGUAGCCAAAAAAUGUGGAGGUUUGCCGGUUUUAGUUGUCACUGUUGCAAGUGCCUUGAAAAAUAGAAGUACAUUACAUGCAUGGAAAGAUGCAUUGAGACGUUUGAAAAGGUUUGACAAUGAAGAAUUCACAGAAAAGACAUAUUUGGCUCUAGAGUGGAGUUAUGGUCAGUUAAAUGAUGAGGAGCUUAAGCCAUUGUUCUUGCUCUGUGGAAUUAAUGCUAAUUCUUCGAAAACUAUCCCUAUCGAUUACCUUUUUAAAUAUGGCAUUGGUUUGGGUAUGUUUAAAAAUCUCAAUACGAUGGGAGAAGCAUGGGAUGCAUUAAAUUCAUUGCUUGAGAAACUUAAGGAUUCAUGUCUAUUGCUUGACCAUGCAAAAAGUGGCUAUGUCAAGAUGCAUGAUCUUGUGCAUGAUGUUGCUAAACGUAUUUUAUUAAAGGAUCAGAAUGUGUUGAGAGAAGAUGGUAAUGAGUUGAAAGAAUGGCCAGAUAAUAAGGAUUUCUGUGAAAAGUGUACUAAGAUCUGCCUCCAAACAUCCAAUAUCCCCAAACUUCCUGAAGUUUUGCAAUGCAAAGAACUAAAAUUGUUUUAUCUUAACACUACUGAUGAUGUUCUGGACUACUCCCUGGAAAUCCCAUGCAACUUUUUUCAAGAAACGACAAAACUCAGAGUGUUGGAUUUAACUGGUCUGAGUAUCCCAUCACUACCUCCAUCUCUUCAGUUCCUAAAAUGUCUGAAGACAUUGUGUCUAGAUUGGUGCACCUUGGGAGAUAUAGCUUUAAUUGGCCAACUACAAAACUUAGAAAUGCUUAGCUUUCAAGGAUCCAAGUUUAAAGAGUUGCCCAAAGAAAUAGGGCACUUGACUGGUCUACGAUCAUUGGAUUUGACUCAUUGCUCUCAGCUCGAACUAAUUUCACCUAAUGUUAUAUCAAGUUUGAAAAGACUAGAAGAAUUGAAAAUGGGAAAUAGCUUUAACCGAUGGGAGGCCAAAGGAGCCAUCAGUAUUGAGAAAAAUAAUGCAAGCCUUUCAGAGCUCAAGAAAUUGUCUAGGCUAAGCGCCUUGGAAAUACAUAUCUUGGAUGCUAAUAUUCUUCCAACAGGUUUGUUCUCCAAAGCAUUGAAAAGGUACCGAAUUUAUGUCGGUGAUGUGUGGAACUGGAAUGAUGAGGAUACAAACCUCAACACACUAAAGAUCAAGCUCACUACCGGCAAUGAAUUGUACCAAUCUGGUGUAAAUAUAUUGCUGAAAAGAACUGACGAGUUACACUUAAAUGGGAUGGAGGCUGGUAAUAAUACUGCGUAUCAAUCAUAUUUUGACGGAUUUCAGCAAAUGAAACAUCUCCACGUCCACAAUGCUGAAUUUAGAGAUAUCAUUACUGGGGAGGGUGUUUUUCCCAACUUAACAAGGUUGGUGGUGAGUGACCUACAUGGUUUGAAAUGCUUAUUAUCAUCUUCCAUGGCUAGAAGUCUUGUACAACUCACACAUCUUGAGGUAUCUAGAUGUCAAACCAUGGAAAAAAUAGUAUCAACAGACGAAUCUGAUGAAAAGCAUAUGAAUGACAUGUUCUCUAAGCUACAACAUUUGGAGCUAAAAGAUCUUCCAAUCCUCACAAGAUUGUGCUCAAGAUUUCCAUAUUUGGAGAUUUCGCAACCAAAGAACUACAAUGAAAUUGAAGAAAUGGACUCAAGAGAAAACCUUGGGAAUGCUUUCUUUGACAAAAAGGUAGUAUUUCCAAGCUUGAAGAGAUUGUUCAUCAAUGGCUUGACCAAGUUAAUGACAUUAUGGCACAGCCAACUUUCUCCAGAGAGUUUCAAAAAUCUAGAGACCGUAGACAUUCGCUCGUGUCAGAGUUUGAAAAGUGUUUUUCCAUCCUCAAUGGUCAAACGUUUACAGCAGUUAACACAUCUGAACGUGGUCAAUUGCAGAGUGGAGGAAAUCCUUGAAAAUGAAGAUGGACUACCAAUAACACAUGAGUUUGUGUUCUCAAAAGUAAACUCUCUCGGAUUUGAGGAUUUGCCCCAUCUGAGGUCCGGAAUGCAUGCUUCCAGGUGGCCGUCACUUGAAGCUUUGAGGGUACUUAGUUGUUGUAAAGUGGCAUUUUUGGCCCAAGAAUGUUCAAGCUUUGAGAGAAACUGUGAGCUAAUGAAUCCUACUCCAACUAAUAACCAAGCUCUCUUUCUAAUGAAGAAGGAUUCAUUCCCCAACUUGAAACUAGUCAGCAUGCGGGACAUGGAGAUUUGGGAUGGUCCUUUCCCGGUAAAGUUCUUUAGCAAACUAGAAAUUCUUCAAGUCGGUAACCAACACUGCGAGUCAGCUGCUGUACUUGAAAAAUUCCUUGAUCUCGACAAACCCAGUGUAACGAGUUCUGCUCAUUCCAAUGAAAUAUCUUUCCAUGAAAAAAGCCGUAGUGGGGAUAUAAAUGCAGUUGGGGCCCUCCCUCAGUUAAGUACGUUGUGGUUCUAUGGCAUGGAGAAGCUGAUGCAUUUAGGGGAAGAUAACACCCAAUCAGCAGGCCGAAAUUUUCCAAACCUGAAAGCUUUGGUAGUACAGGAGUGUCAUAGCUUAAGGAAUCUAAGAUCAUCAGCGAUAUCCUUCAAAAAUCUGACAAAUCUGGAAGUAUAUGGUUGUCCGGGAUUGGAAUACUUGAUAAAUUACUCCACAGCUAAAAGUUUCACGCAACUCACAGUCCUAGCAGUUAAGGAUUGUGCAAAGAUCGUAGAAAUAGUGGGAAGCACAGAAGAUGACGAUUCAGGAAAUGAGAUUGUAUUCAGCUGCUUGGAAUAUCUUGAACUUUCUAAUCUACCAAGAUUGCGAGGCUUUUGCUCGAGAGAUUGCAUUGUCAAAUUCCCAUCUUUGGAAACUUCAUCCAUAAGCAAACGCCUCAAACUGAAGAUUUUUCAUAACGAUGAAAUGGUACGGGUAACCAACGAAGAGGUUGACACAGAUGUUGAUGCUGAUGAUGACGAAGCGGUAACAAAGGAAAAGGUCGACAUAGAAACUGGUGUUGGUGGGGAACAAAUUGAUGUAGCUACAAAGAUAGCAAACAAAGAUAUAGAUACUGGUGUUGGUGGUGAACAAAUUGAUGUAGCUACAAAGAUAGCAAACAAAAACGAAGACGCAAAUGUUGAUGGAUCGGAACAUGUUCAGCCCGUUGAGACCACUGCGACUGAUCAGGGGGUCAAAACACCAGUGGAAGAAAAUCUGGCCAUCAUACCAGCAGGCGAAGUCACAACCCCUGUGUUCCCAGUCAUCGAGUCUGCUCCUGUCGCCGAAGUACCUCAUACUGAAGAAGUUAGGGAACAGAACCUAGAGCCUCUAGCUGAAGAAGCAAAGCCUGAUGUUCAUCAAACUCCCAAUGCACGAGAGCAGCCUGUUGAGGAACAAAGUGAUCCCUUGGAGCCUUCAGCUGCUGCUACAGGAACUCCAACACCUACCAUUCCUGCACUGCCUCCUCCAAGUUCUCCGAAGUCAUCUGAGACGAAACGAUCCUUGAGAGAGAAACUUCAAGCUCUGUCUGCCAAAAAGGCUGCUAGCAGUUCCGGCCUGUCCGAGGAGGCGAGGGCCAAGCUCAAAGCUCUUAUUGCUACUGCUGACUUGAAAGACCCCCACACCAGACAACAGCUCUUGGCAGUGCUGCCCACUCUCCAACUGUCUACUACCAAAUGGAUUGCUGAGCUUGCUGUUCAAGAGCUAUCGAAGUUACCACUGGUCUUGGACAAAGAGGAAUCAUUAUGCCAAGAAUUGGCUGCUCUUAAAGCUCAGGGCUCCAAGCUUGAUGUAAGGAGUCACAUACUCCUCUCUGAAGGUCCCUUAGCUGAAGAAAACAUCCAGAAGGUUCAGGAGCAGAAGGUGGUGCUACUGGCUCUGGAAGAACAGAUCAAAAAGCUUGAGGUGCGAGCAACUUCAAUCCGGGCUGAGAUCACCCUUGGCGAAAAGAGGUAUUCUGGUUUUGAAGCGUCCUUGGAUCAGCUAGUUAAGGAACAGCAACUCAACCAGCUCUCUGUGGAUUCAACAAGCCAAGAGUUGCUUAGGACUCGAGCUGUGAGUGACAGCUUAAGUACCGCCAUCUUUACUUAUCUCCGCCAGCUGUUGUAGGCCUCAGUUUUACAUUGGGCGUAUGUAUUUAUUAGGAAGAAUUAUACCUCAUGCAUUGCGGAAGAUUACUAUGACCACUUAUAAACUGUAAAAGACGAGCAUCUCCAUCACUUAUGUCAAAAAUCCACAUCUAAAGACACAUAAAGAGUCAGAUCUUAAUCAAUGAUACAUUAGCAUUUUAAUCUUGGUUAUGCAAUACUUUUUUAUUUUUUGAAAAGUAAAAAUGCCAUCAAUAUUAUUACAUACCGGUUGAAGUAGCAUGGGAAAUAAUAACAAAUCAGAAGAAACCUCGAGCAAGAAAUAAAAACAGCGAGAGAGCCAAAUAACUAUGAUCUAAAGUACAAAAAAGAUUGAUGUUGAACAAAUAUUUAAUUCUGCAAAAAACAAAUAGGGUCAUGUUGGACGCAAAACAAAUAGGGUCAUGUUGGACUAAGGAAGAAAACAGUCAUUAAAAGGGAUAAACAAAAACUUAUAAUUUGAUAAUUACUUUUGCAAUUCUAAGUUAAAUUAACAGGCCUGUGCUUGUAGAACUACUAUCAGCAGAUAUAGAUAUGCUAAGGCAGCAGAAACAGUAUAUGGUUGGUUCAUGGAGUAGAUAAGCUCAAGUUGUCAUGGUACUCAUAGAAAGGCUUCUUUGCUUGAUGAAGAAGGAAAAGCUCAACAAACAACUUAUAACGACUGACUUACAAUCAUCAACUUAUCUCCUAUGGUCCCACCUAUAUAGUCCGACAACCUAUAUGUGUACAAAAGAAAUAAUUAACGAAAACCAAGAAAGAACACUGAAUUACUCUUAUUUUAAUAGAAUUGUCUGAUGAUGAACUCAUUAACACUGGUUCGUUCACAAAAAAGUGCACUGAAAGUAUAGAACCAUCGUGAGCCUCUUUUAUAACUGAUUGAAGCCUUCUUUUUUUCCAGAUUCCAUAUGCUUAUGACACCAGAAGAACCUCCAGAUGCUAGAAGAAGCUGC